This is a messenger RNA of Echinococcus granulosus, 300 nucleotides long. RefSeq lists its product as hypothetical. NCBI's taxonomy places the organism in Eukaryota, Metazoa, Platyhelminthes, Cestoda, Cyclophyllidea, Taeniidae. The record is from RefSeq and is a predicted model, not a curated record. Bases 1 to 300 code for a protein of 99 amino acids. The transcript is spliced from 4 exons.
AUGGUAUUUUUGGAUAAACGCAGAUCUGGUGGCAGUACACAAUUGAAUUUUGCAGAAUUAAUAAUCGUUUCUGGUAAAUUAAAACUAUGGAAUGUAAAGUCAUGUCGAUUUGUUGACAAAUUGAGGCCUCUUUUUCCAUGCGUUAUUGUUGCUGUAAAUAAAAGAAUGAAACAUUUACAUUUAAGGAUGCCUCUAAAAAGUUUAACAUUCCUAAUGACUUUUUUCACCUUCAAAUAUACUACAUAUGAAACAGAGGAGAGUGAAAUUAUUGUAGAGCUAAAAGUUUGUCUAAUAGAUUAA